GAGAGAAGAGGGCAAUCCUUGCACAAUAUGUGAAAAGGUUUUCUGUGCAAGUUGCUGCGCGCUGAAGUCCAAACUCGAACUGACGGUUUCUCGGCAAGUACGCAGGUCCUGUGUGUGUCAGCGUCUGAUCAAACUUAAGAAAUCAAUAACCACCACAUCCCAUGAAGCAAGCAAUGCCAGUGAAAAACUUCUUGAGCAAAGUGACUUAGUCACUCUAGCAUUAAAAAAAGACAAUAACAAAACGUCUGACAAGUGCAAUCUACAAACGGAAUACAAAUAUAUCUCAAAUUCACGUGUGACUUCGCCCUUAAAUACGUAUGUUCCGCUAAAUGGAUCUCCUGUUAAAUUAACAACCACAAGUCUUCAUAAUAGAAAUUUCACACCAAUUAUGACUGAUAAACGGAUCGCGCCAAAAUCAACUUUUCGUGUUGAUGAAUUCAAUGCAGGAAAUAGAAAACUAACAUCGCAGUCAAAUUGGGAAACCAAACAGGUUGCAUCAACAUCAAUAUUCAAAACUAGAAAAUUUGAAUCACAAUCAGCUUCGGAAAAUGUUCAAAUGAUAGCAAACAAAGGGGUGAAUUCAGAGUUACAUAUAGGACAUUCCCGGGUCGAUGAGUCAACGAAAAAAAUUGGUUUUCCCGAACGUCUAGAUUACGACGAUCUUGUAGCGAAAAAUUUAAUUGAACUCGCUCAAAUGAAAACAACUCGUGGUCAUCAAAACAUGUCAAGUGAUGGCCUUUGGCGCUAUGAUGAACCCGAGGUUGAAACGGAUUUAUUCAAUAAUGAUGGCUUGGAUAUGGAGGCAAUACCAGCUUUUGACGACAUUCCCCUUGCUUUGCUAUUGUCUAAAGCUUUUAAUGAAAAGGAAUUACAAAUUGCACAUGAGAAACAGAGGCAAGAGAACAUUUUGUCUUUCAUUCAAAGACGCAGAUUGCCCGAAGGAACAUACCACAAUAACGAUGACCGUUGGGCGCACUUUGAUGAUGAACCCCCUAAGCAGGUUCGUAAAAACGAUGAGCAUCAUGAAUAGCGUGAUACUUUAAAUUUAGAGAUGUCAAAUGAACCUGUUGAGGUAGAUGGACCCGAAAUUAAGACGGACAGCAACACUGUUAAAAAGCAUGAAGACAAUAAAACUGUCUGCGCGAGCAUUUGACAGACUGAGAAAAAUGCAGUCGUCCAACAAGAUUAAAUGCUUUGCAUGUAGCAAUCCAGAUUGUCAGGGCGAUUAUGUCCAGUCCAUUCAAGGUUUGAUGCACGAGGCUCGCAAACAAGGACUGGAAGUUAACGAUGUACCACCAGACGGCAAUUGCAUGUUCACUGCUGUCUGCGAUCAACUACAGGCAUUAAACGACAUGUCCUACACUGCAAGAACAUUACGGGAAAAGGCCGUCACCUGGUUGCAAGAUCACCCGUACUGUUCUGAUGACAGCAACACUCAUUUUCAAGCUUUCAUGGAGGAGAACUGGGCCUCGUAUCUUCAGAGAAUGAUAAAAGACGGCGAGUGGGGUGAUCACGUGGUUUUACGAGCAGUGGCCAACGCUACUGGGUGCAUUAUUAAAAUUCUCAAUGCUCACGGCAAAUCAUGCUCAUGGACGACAUUAGAGCCAUCAGAAAAACAAGACGGAAGACGUGAAGUCAUUUUGGGACUAGUGGGGGAAAGCCAUUAUACCAGCCUUAGACGUGGAGACAUGGCUGUAGACGAUGUGGUGUCUAAAUGCGAUGACCAAACCACAAUGGCGACAGAGAAACUGGAGUUAAGCGAAGAAGACCGAGCCCUCGUGGAAUUAUUCAUCAAAGACCACGUGGAUAGCAGCAGCAGGAUGCCAAUGGUUUCCAUAUCAUUUCUUAUAACACGGCUCUUUUCAAUAAGAGGUGUAUCCAGCGAGGCGGCCGAAAACUCAUUUAAGCGUUUACAAUACUGGACGGAAAUAGCCAAUAAGAGAAUACAGAAUGACCCCAGAUAUCAACCAAUGAUUGGUGGAUGCAUUGGCUAUGGAGUAUUCCAUCCGGACCUUUGUUUCAACUCACCAAACCCUAGCAGCACAUUCAACAUGAUAGAUUUAAACAUAUUUUAUGUCUGCAAGAUGGAUGAUUCAUUGGACCACUGGAGUCUUAUAGGACAUGGUACACUGUGCUGCGUGGGUUAUACACAGGUAUAUUGUUCCAAUAAACAUGUACGACCAAGUAGUUAUAACGCAUACAACUCCGUCAUACAUACACCCAAUGGCGGCAAGAUUUGUGCAGUCUUUGUCGUCCAUUGGCCAAUUUGGCCUCAAGAAGCAUCAGAAUGGAUAAGCAGAGUAAGGUAUGCAGGUUGGCCAUCUGACGAAAUUGUCCAUGACAUAUGUUCCAAGGGAUGCCAUUUGAUUCCCGAAGCACACGAAAACAGCGUGGAUCCAGAAAAAGAGUGGACGUUUUGUUUUGUUGACGCAGUAACUAACCUGUUUCAAAAAGCCAUUUCAGAAAAUCAAAAGUAUUGUUUUCUGAUUGUAUUCGGCAUGUGUUUUGAGGGGUUAAACCAUCUUGAAGACUUUAAAUUGGAUUGGCUGGUCAACCCAUUUUUGUAUUGCUGCGAACGCUUUCCUUCAGAUGUAUGGCAAAACCAUCGCGCUUCUUGCAUAAUGUUAAUAAUCGAUAAUAUGAUUCUGUACUUCAAAUCACGAUGCCUUCCCAGUUAUUUUAUACCGUCAUGGAACCUGAUUGAAAACUUGAACGAAGAAAGAACGAAUGUAGUGAUGGAGAUCUUGGGAAACAUGCGUUCAGAACCAGUAGUUGUGUUUCGACAAAUGAUUGAUAAUUUCAUGGUGUCUCUGUCACCAGAAACAGAAUCUGUCUUUGAAAGGGUAUGUGCAGACGCGCUUAAUUUUAAAAGCACAAAGGUGACCACCCUUAACACUUUAAUACCGUGCAUGAUAGUUAUUGCUAAGCGCUCCGUUAAAAGCGCACAAUAUAUAACCGCAUUAGAGGAAUUAAAUGAAGCAUUUCAAGCCCGUUUGUCUGUUGCAACGUGUGAAGACGCCAUGUCAUUUGAAAACUUUAUCCAAGGGUGCUUCAAUGGCCUAGAUGUAUUUGAGUCGGUAUGGUUCGCAACUUUCGUCGAUAAGCAACUGCAAGGUCAGUUGUCGAGACCCCUUAUACGACUGAUUUUAGAUGAUCGAGCAUUGCAACGAAUAGAUGAAAUUAUUGAAAAGGAUGUUGCAGGAUUCUACGCGUCAUCAGAAGUUCCGGAAUCGUGGAAAUACCAGUUCGACAAAUUUUGUCGCGAUUACGCUGCGUUUUUAGUGUUUGUUGAUAGGGUUUCCGAUGCGCUGCCUGUGUUAUACAGAUGCCAUGAACGGUACCAAGAGUUUAUGAACGGCGAAGGCGGUUCAUACUUUUCAGACGAAACAAUGCUAGAAGUAUACGCCGGGAUAUUUUCAUUGUACAAAAAGCAGCUGCAAACAGAAAUGUUCAAAGAAGUGCUGGAGGUCGCAGGUUCAACCGUGAACCGCGUUAAUCAACCAGGAGGGUACGGUUGGCUUGCGCAUGUGUAUCACAUGCUAGGAGAUGCAAACGGAACGAAGAUAUGCACUUCAAAGAGAGAAGAACUACGAAGAUAUAUGUCUUCUGGCAUGGACGAGUACAAUCUGAUACACUGGCCAACUAAGAUUGUGGUGAUGUUGACUUAACAUGGAAAACAUGAAUAUGAUCAUUUACGUUAAUGUAUGUGAAACGUGCUAUAUCUUGGCAGUAUAAUAUUGAAACAUUUGUUUAUAAAUUAUAUCGCAUUCUUUUCAAAUAAACUUGAGUUAUAAAAGUAUGGCAUGCAGUAUAUAAUAUAAUUAUGUAGUAUAUUGAAUAUGCCUAAUACUGUUAUAUUUACGAGAAGGAGUUAUCAUGGUGUGUAUUAUGCCAUGUUUACCUACAGAAUAUUGUUUGUCUAACAUAUGAAUGUUUUUAUUAUAAUAUGGUCUUCUCUGUGAUCCUAUCAAAAGUAAUAAACGGAUGCAUUAAGAGCAUUCACUUAAAGAUACAGUGAUUCAUUCAAUGUGAGCAACCUGAACAUUUCAUUGGAUCAAUGUGUACGUUAUUUUGAUAUGACAUAGGGUUGAAUACAAUACGGUAACCUUUAACUAUUUUGGUCUUUCAUACCGACAGUUAGUUUGUUGUAACAAUAUAAUUAGCAGAAUAUGUACAUUAAUCGAACUUAAUAAAUAUCUUAUAGCCUAUAAAUCAAACCAUUUGUGUUACUUGUUAUUUUGACCACAAAACUAAGAUCUUACAUUUUGUCACGUUCACUGGCAAAUUUAGUGUCUGUUCCAAUAAAAAUAUUUUAUCAAGUUACCUCAGAUAAUUGUUUUUUAAGCAUUUAAAUAUUUGCAAUUUUAACAUACAUUCGACUCUCUUUUGUUCGAACUCGCUUGGCUUGAUUUUUUUCUUUAUACUCAUGUUUUUGUUUUGUCUUUUGACUCUAAUUCGCGAGGGUCGAAUUUUUUGAUGACUCGGAAGUGUUUGUUAAGUCCUUAUUGAUGGUUUUGCUCCAAUUCGCUUCAAGUGUAACAAAGUUGUAAAUAAAUUAGGCGCGUUGGAAGUGUCACACGAUUGAUUGAACUGUUUUUGUUAAUUCAUUAUCGACUAAAUCGUUAAUGAUGUUUGAGUUAAGUAUGGCAUAGACACUGUUUAUGCAAGCUUGUGUUAUGUAGAAAAAGCAUUCUGACAAUUUGUGCUUUUUCAAUACCACUCAAACUGACAUCCUAUUAGUCCUGGAAAAACACUUACUAAUAAACAAAUAUUUUUGUGGAA
Messenger RNA from Dreissena polymorpha, 4782 nucleotides. RefSeq lists its product as uncharacterized. Lineage: Eukaryota; Metazoa; Mollusca; Bivalvia; Myida; Dreissenidae. The record is from RefSeq and is a predicted model, not a curated record. Gene Ontology annotation, molecular function: cysteine-type deubiquitinase activity. Bases 1077 to 3668 code for a protein of 863 amino acids. Gene Ontology annotation, biological process: protein deubiquitination. The transcript has 9 exons.